AUGCCUCCCACUACCGCGGCCCCGGGACACAUUGGCAAUCUAACUGUCGAGCAGCAAGAGAAGCUCCGCCAACUAUGGAACGAGAUCUUCAAGCUCUGUGGCGUCGCAGACCCCGAAGAGGAUCCCGAGUCGCCCCAGAAGAAGCGGUUCAGCCUGUUCCGGCGCAAGAAUGCUGAGAGCAGUCCGACGUCCAAUGGCUCCGCACCCGAGGCCAAGGACGGAACGGACAGCAACGACAAGCACGGCCAGACAAAGCAGUUCCAAAAGACGCUCGAGAGCCAGACUCCUGAGUCGAUCCGCGAGACUAUUUGGUCCAUGGUCAAGCAGGACAACCCCGAUGCACUCGUGCUGCGAUUUCUCCGAGCUCGCAAGUGGGAUGUGCAACAGGCGCUUGUUAUGCUUGUGUCCGCCAUGCACUGGAGGCACACUGAGAUGCAUGUCGACUCAGACAUCAUGAAGAACGGCGAGGCCGGUGCCGUGCAGGACGAGCAAACCGGCAGCGCCGAGGCUAAAAAGCUCGCCAGCGACUUCAUGGCCCAGUCCCGCCAAGGCAAGAGCUUUCUGCACGGGUUAGACAAGGAGGGGCGCCCCAUCUGCGUGGUUCGGGCUCGACUGCACAAGCCCAGCGCCCAGUCUGCCGAGAGCUUGGAGCGGUACACGGUCUUCAUCAUCGAAACGGCUCGCCUGGCCCUCGAGCCCCCCGUCGACACAGCGACAAUCAUCUUCGACAUGACUGGCUUCUCAUUGGCCAACAUGGACUACCAUCCCGUAAAGUUCAUGAUCCAGUGCUUCGAGGCCAACUACCCCGAGUCCCUAGGUGCGAUUCUCGUCCACAAUGCGCCGUGGGUAUUUCAAGGAAUCUGGAGGAUAAUCCGUGGCUGGCUUGACCCUGUUGUGGCCGCCAAGGUCCACUUCACCAAUUACAAGGCCGGACUAGAAGAGUUUAUCGAACCGAGCCGCAUCAUCAAGGAACUCGAGGGCGAAGAGGACUGGGAGUACAAGUACGAGGAGCCCGUUGAGGGUGAAAAUGACAUGAUGAAGGACACAGAGACGAGGGACCGACUACUCGGGGCGAGGGCGGAGCUGUACAAGCAGUUCGAGGCCGAGACCCGGACGUGGAUCCGUGCUGCCGACUCGGAGGAGGGCAAGCAGGCCAAGGCGCAGAGGGACAAGAUCGCGGAACAGAUGCGCGUGGGCUACUGGGAGCUUGACCCUUACCUGCGCUCCCGGUCUCUUUACGACAGACAAGGCAUCAUUCUGCCGGGAGGCAGAGUCAACUGGUACAAAUGGGGAGACAGGAAGGAAACGGCGCCGCAGACCAACGGCACCGCAGGCGAUGCAUCGGCCUCGAUGGAGAGGGAGGCAUGA
Messenger RNA from Hirsutella rhossiliensis, 1368 nucleotides. Its product is annotated as CRAL/TRIO domain-containing protein. Lineage: Eukaryota; Fungi; Ascomycota; Sordariomycetes; Hypocreales; Ophiocordycipitaceae. The transcript is spliced from 4 exons. The record is from RefSeq and is a predicted model, not a curated record. Bases 1 to 1368 code for a protein of 455 amino acids.